Messenger RNA from Striga hermonthica, 1410 nucleotides. Lineage: Eukaryota; Viridiplantae; Streptophyta; Magnoliopsida; Lamiales; Orobanchaceae. The record is from the annotation of a GenBank genome assembly.
AUGGACUUAAACAAAUUAUCUUCAGAGAUGGGUGGCCCCUUUUUCAGCUUGCUUGAAUAUGCCGCCAACAACGAUGCCGAAGCUUUCAAGAGAUGCAUUGAGCUCGAUUUGCCUGGCAUUGAUGAGCCUGGACCUUGGUAUGCCCGCAAGAUGGGUUCGAAGCAGAUCACCCUGGAAGAACGAACUCCAUUGAUGGUAGCCGCCACCUAUGGAAGCCUUGAUGUGUUGAAGCUGAUAGUUACUCUGCCUGAAGUCGAUCUGAACAGGUCGUGUGGCCUUGACAAAUGGACUGCACUCCAUUGUGCUGCCUUUGGAGGUUCAGUCAAUGCAAUUGAUGUCAUUAAGCUUCUGUUAUCUGCUGGUGCUGACCCCAAUGUUAUGGAUUCAAGUGGCCGUCGCCCAUCGGAUGUAAUAGUUGUCCCUCCAAAGCUUCCUGCUGUGAAAGCCUACAUUGAGGACUUGCUUAGGAACAAUACUUUUGAUGGAUUGGUUGGGGAUUGCAAUUUACAUGUCUCCAUAUCCAACUCCAAUGUAUCUUCACCUGUGCUGUCGUCGUCCCCAGAAAACCGGUCCCCACAUUCUCCAUCCUACUCCUUGUCCUCCCCUACAGCACAGGGAAAGCUUCCCGCUGCUAACUCCAUUUCGGAAAAGAAACAGUAUCCAGUGGACCCGUCUCUUCCAGACAUCAGGAACAGCAUCUUCUCCACGGACGAGUUUCGCAUGUUCUCUUUCAAAGUUCGGCCUUGCUCGAGGGCCUACUCCCACGACUGGACCGAGUGUCCCUUUGUUCACCCGGGAGAGAACGCCCGCCGGCGGGACCCGCGGAAGUUCCACUACAGCUGUGUGCCGUGCCCGGACUUCCGAAAGGGCGCCUGCAGGCGUGGUGACAUGUGCGAGUAUGCCCACGGCGUGUUCGAGUGCUGGCUCCAUCCGGCCCAGUACCGUACCCGCCUCUGCAAGGAUGGCACGAGCUGUGCCCGACAGGUUUGCUUUUUCGCACACACACAGGAGGAGCUUCGUCCCCUGUAUGUCUCCACUGGUUCGGGUCUGCCUUCCCCGAGAUCAUCAGCCUCGGCCCCUACUUUCAUGGACAUGGCCUCAGCUCUGAGCAUGUUCCCCAGUUCCCCGACCUCGCACAACCUCCAGUCGAGCCGCCUGAGGUCUUCCUUCAGCGCACGGGACAUCCCGCCUGAGGAUCUGAACAUGUUGCAGGAUUACGAGACCCAGCAGCUGUCACUUGUAAAAGAAUCACCACCUGAGAUGGCGGACAAGGACAAGCCGCCAGCCGGCCCCGUGCCAUCCGGUGAGUGUUUGAAUAAUAAUACUACUAAUUCUCAGACUGACUUGCUCGAUCACUCUGUUUUGGGAGCCUGGCUUGAGCAGAUGCGGCUCGAUCAGCUCGUAGUCUAG